Messenger RNA from Paralichthys olivaceus (Japanese flounder), 1997 nucleotides. RefSeq lists its product as uncharacterized. The record is from RefSeq and is a predicted model, not a curated record. NCBI's taxonomy places the organism in Eukaryota, Metazoa, Chordata, Actinopteri, Pleuronectiformes, Paralichthyidae.
UGAAUGAUGUAGCAGGUUUUUGUGUCUCCAUAUAGGGAGGAGAAUAUAAUUCACAUAUUCACCAUGGAUACAUCUGAUGCAUUGAAGCUGCCUGACGAAACAGUUGAAACUAUUCGCCUGCAGAUUGAGCACUUUCUCUCCAAGUUGACUAUAGAGCAGUGGAACCUGUUAAAAUCAGAAACACCAGACAAUGCCACAAAGCAUCUAUUGGCAGAACUUCUUCUGCUCAUGACAUCGUCUGUGUCCUUAGACCUGAUUAGGGCACAUGGACAUGACUUGCCCUUGAUUACGGAGAGUCUCCAGUCCAGUCUGGGAGACGCACUUCGUCAAAGUUUCGCACAGGGCAGCUUAACAAAUUCUGUAAGAUUGGAUGAACUCACAGGGUUGGUUGCAGAGGAGAUGAUAGAGAGGGUCAAUUACUUCCUGUCGGAGAACUCCACCAGGGCACACUCCGCUGGACCGCCACAGUUUCCCAGGCCUACACCCAACAAACUUGAAAGAAUGGUCUGUUGUGUUUGCAAAGUGUUGAGGAAAUUUUCGGCCAGAAUCGAGGGCUCGUUCCAGCUGAAACUAGGUAGUCAAAGCCCAUUUGAGCUUAUGCACGAGUUACUUCAGGGGAUAAUAUCUUCAUCAGACAGUUACUCCUCACCAAACAGUUUCCGCUCUGACAGAUCAACAACCUCAGAAUCAACACUCAGCAGCAGUCUCCUUAACAAAAGUGGGACUGUCACGAAAAUUAUUUUGAAGGAGGUGAGCGAGAUCAUGGUGCCCCUUGUAGAUGAAAUGUCCGAAGCUGACGUGAGUGAGCUGAUACUCGAAUCUUCUCUGGAGUUUAAAGCUACUUCAGAUGAAAUCUCUCAGAUAAUUAGUGAAGAGAAGAGAGUAACAUCUUCUGAGUUGAGUAGUAUCUCUAAAUCCUCGGAGGACACAAGGAUUUGCAAAGGAGUGGAGAAGAAGAUCAUGAAGAUUUUGGCAAAGUUUUUUGCCACAGCAUCGAUGGUCAAGAUGGGGGCACAAGUCAAGAAGGAAUUCGAGAAGAAAACCAAAGUCCAGAGCAGGGAGUCAAUGAAGUUUCUGAUGGCUAGUGUCGAGUAUCUGCUUCUGACAGAGACUAAGUUCAGAGUUUUACCUGAAAAAGCACCUGUCCUUACUGAUGUCCUUUACAGGUACGUCACAGCUGAGAUUUUAGUGGUGACUCCAGAUGCAGCAAUGACAGUGUCUGUUCCUAAAUCACAUAGAAGGAUGUACGGGAACAUACAGGAGAGAGUGUUCAAUGCCCUGCCAUUGAUGAACUGGUGGUUCUCAAAACAGGCCGGUGACUACACCAACCGAAUGACAUCCACUGUAAUGGAGAUUAAAUCCACAAGGGACCUGGCAGAGACCCGCAAAAAAAUGUUUGUCAGUCUCAUCCUCGUCCAGCUUGUUGCUCGAGUCAAUGUAAAGUCAAAAGUGAACUUGUCUUAUGGCAACCCAACAGAACUCGCUCAUAACCUGUUUAAAAAAACAUGGGCCGAAGUCAAAGACAUUGACUUUGAGAUAUCCUCAGAAAUAAUCAAUAACCUCCAUAAGCCUGUUUUCAAGGAACUGUGUAAGAAGUGGGCCGGUCCAGAAAUGCUGCUUCUUUGCAUUUCUAACAGGGAACCAGAGGUCGAGAAAAACAUCAUUGACUGUAUAAAAACCUACAUGUCCAAAAAACCCAACCGCAUCUCCAGAAUCAUCUCCUCUGUGGCAGCAUUCUUCAAACUGUAGAAGGGAUGUUGAUUAAUCCCUGUUUGGUUGCUCUGUAGUUUCUCUUGCACUGACACAUUCUGUGCAGCAGACACUUAUGUUUGCUGAGAGCUGUACUGAGGUGAGCAAGAGAAGAGGGGGAGAUCCUGGAGCUGCAGCAGUGAGGAGGAGGAGAGACUGAACCACUGGGAGCAGAAUGAAGCUACAGUGACGUGCAAUUAUGUGUUGAAGAGAACAAAAGAAUAGGGAGACGGAGCAAACCUCAGUCC